UCACCCUGAGCCCGUAAUGAGCCGCGUCCUUGGCCAGCACUCUAAUGCACCUUUACACGCAGUCCAUGUAAAUGCGGGCAUCUGUCACAUUACCGACAUGAACAAGGGUGCGCUGGCAGUAAAAGCACGCAAAAGGAAGCCCGUGUGGACCCCCGUACGGAUACUGCACAUGCAGCGCGUUUAAUGCCUCUGCCACUGUACCUGUCGCUUUCUCGUACUGUACCCUGAUAAUCUGAUAUUGGUGGUACAUCGUUUGCGUGUGCAUGUUAGGGUAUGCGUGCGUAUGCUUGUGCGUUUUUGACUCUCCCCGGAAAUUUGCAGGGAAAUAUUGACAGCCGUGUCAUGAGCGCAAGUGAGCUGGGGAGGCAGGCUGAGCCGCAGUAGGACCAGCGGCAGUCGGCGGAAAGCGGCUGACUCUCCGUGCCCAGCGGACCCUGCGCCCUGCCCUCCCCCGGCGCUGUGCGGCGGACUCUCCGUGAUCGGCGGACACUGCGCCCUGCCCUCCCCCGGAAGAGUGCGGCGGACUCUCCGUGACCGGCGUAUCCUGCGCCCGUCCCCAUCCACGGACUCUCGUCGUCUCGUCUUCCGCUCUCAUCUGCGGCGGAAUAGCUCUCAUAGCCAGAGCUCGGUGCGCUCUUUUUCCUUUAGUGUGUUUUUAUUACCGAUCGGGAGCCAGAGGGGACGUCGGCCUCGCCGGACCCGCGUAACGAGGAAAGGCCCAUGUUGCAUGAAGACUCCAUGGACAGCAUGUCUGCUGGCUCCCUGGCUCUGUCUCAGCGAGGCGUCUGACUGAGCUGCGUCCCUAAGCAGAAAAAGCCACACAGCGGGGCUCAGCCCUCCACAACCCCUGCAGCCACCGGCUUGACUCUUGGUCCCGGCCAAUCAGAUGCACCCCGACAAUAAGUUGACCAAUCAUGGCAAGCAGGUGAACAGCAGUGCCCAGCCCCUGAUCCCCAAUGUAAAUCAGCAGCAGCAGCAGCCUGCCGGGGCUCUGGGGUCAAAGGGCGUGGCGGCGGGGGGCCAUGGAGCCAAGGCCAGUCAGAUCUCCCCGGGGAAUUCUGGGCUGAAGAGUGCCGGCGCAGGGGGGGCUGCAAAGGGCAAGGCUAAACGUGACAGAAGCAUGUGUAUGGACUCGGGGGAGCAGAGAGACGGCCUGACGCCCAUCCUGGAACCUGACGCCAAAGUAGAGGGCGCCAUGCGCAGCAAGCGGCGGUGUGUCCUGGUGAAGAAGCAGCCAUACAGCGGGGACGAGUGGUGCUCUGGGCCCGACACCGAGGAUGACGAGGACAAAGCGCUCGUUGGUGCUCACCGAGAGCCUUCAGUGGCAGGCCCCACUCAUUCCAUGACUGGACCCCCCCCAAUGGGCUCCAUCAGCGAAUCAGGGUGCUCUGCUUUGGGGCGGGGACUGGGGACAGGACCCGCCCAGCAGGUGGUGUAUGUUUUCACCACCAGCCUGGCUAACAGUGCGGCGGACGCCGUCAUGCACGGCCACGUCGACUCCAUCGUUACGUUUCACCAGCAGAACGUCCCGCACGCCAAGCUGGACAAGUGUCCCCCACCUGUGAAGCUCCCCACCCUCCCGGAGCAGAUGAACUCCAGCACCCCCCCGACCGGCACGCCCAAAUCGCAGAGCGGCACGCCCCGGCCGGCCUCCGUGGGAGGGGGAGCGGGGGGUCACCUGCUGUCAGGGAGCACCCCCACCUCCUCUGGCAAUGCUGAGGAGGACCUCCCUCAGGGCCGGCCUGCCGGCGUCUACGGUGGCCCGGGGGCACACCAGCCAGGGCCGGGUGCCGCUGCUACCCCCAGGCCCGGGGACCCCGAAGGGCCGGCCCUGCUGCCCCACGCUGCCACUGGUGUCUCCCCUUCGCCCAGUCCGGUGGCGUCCCUCCUGCAGCGGGAGCCGGGCCUGGUGGGGGUGCCUGGUGGCGCUGACAGGCUCUCCAAAGAGCAGCUGGAGCAUCGCGAGCGGUCACUGCAGACGCUGCGUGACAUCGAGCGGCUGCUCCUGCGCAGUGGGGCUGGCCCGGGGGAGCCCUCGGGGCCGGAUGGAAACACCGGCGACGCCCCCGGUGGGCCCAACGAUGGCGCUAACAACCCCGCUAACUGCAGCAGCAAUAACGGCGGCCUGCCUCCCCUAGGGCCCCUGCGCAAGUAUGAGGAGCCCCUGCAGUCCAUCAUCUCGCAGACGCAGAGCCUGGAGCCCUCUGGCCUGGACGAGCCGCCCAUGGGACCCCACGCCGGCCUGCUGUCCCUGCAUCACCAGGCCCCCUCGCCCACUGGCAUGGACGUGGGCGGCCUGCUGGGCCCUGACGGCCUCACCCCCGAGCAGGUGGCCUGGAGGAAGCUGCAAGAGGAGUACUAUCAGGAGAAGCGGAGGCAGCAGGAGAUGCACCCCCACCACUACAGGAUGAUACCUGAAGCGGGGAUGGGUGGGCCCAUGAUGCGAGGGCCCCCGCCGCCCUAUCACAGCAAGCCGGGGGAACAGCAGUGGCCACCGGCGGCCAUGAUGGGAGGCGGGAUGGGGCCGGGAGGCGGGAUGGGGCCGGGAGGCGGGAUGGGGCCGGGAGGCGGGAUUGGACCGGGAGGCGGGAUGGGGCCGGGAGGCGGCGGCCGCAUGAUGGACAUGCACCAGGAAGGGCCGAGGGCACAGCGCUUCCUGGGGCAGAUGCACAGAGCACCACCUGCUGGUGGGGGUGGUGGUGUCUACCCAGGUGGUGCUGGAGGAGUGCUGCCUAUCGAGGCAAUUGGGCACCAGAGGCCUUCCAGGCCAGGCAUGGGCUGGACCGAAGACAUGCCCCCCAACGUGGGAGCUGGGGGCCCUUUCCCAGGGUGCUACCCCCCCGGGGGCCUCAGUGGGCCUCCGCCCCACCUCCAGGUCAAUUCGGAGCGGUUCUUGACCCGGGAGGAGAUGUUUCGCAUGCUGGAGAAGAGGCAGCUGCAAGGGCUGCAUAGGAUGGAGUUGGAGAGGCUGGGCAAGCAGCAGGUAGGCCUGGGGGGGCCCAGAAUACUGGACAGCAUGGGUGGGGGGGGUUUCCCGGGUCCUGGCAUGGGUGGGGGCCCGGCCCCUCGAGGCGACCCCAUGGACUUUGCCAGCUCAAGGGCAAUGUUGGGCUCUCCCUUGGGGGGUGGCGGUGCAGGUGCCGGAGGGGGGCCCCCCCUCAGAGACUUGGUGGAUGCACCGAUGGGCAGUGUGAACAUGAACCCCCAGAUACAGCAGAUGAUCCUGGCGCAGAAGCUGCGGGCCGGUCCCGGACCUGGUCCCGGUACCCUGGGGGAGAUGCUGAGCUCGGAGGAAAUGUCCCGAAUCAGAGCAGCACAGAACGGCCGGGAGCUGGGCAGCGGCAUGCAGGCUAACAAAGGCAUGGCCCCUGGGAGAGGGGGGCCCCUUCAGUACCCCAAUCAGGGGCCCUUCCCAGGUGGCCCGGGGGCAGGCGGAUACCUCCACCAGGAAGCGGGUCCAGACAUGUUUGGGUCCGAGCACCAGGGUCCGCCUCUCAUGGGGGGCUCCAGGCUCAGCCACAUGCCCAUGAAUUCAGGCCCCCGGGGCCCUGAGCUUGGCCAGCGCCACCCCUCGGACCUUUCCAUCGGCGCCAAUCCCAUGGGCUCCCCGGCCACUCCUCUGCCCCAUCAGCUGAAAUCGCCCUCCCUCAGCCAGGAGGCCUCUCCUCUCAUGCCCUCCCCCUCUGCCCCCAGCCUGAAGUCUUCCCCCCCUCAGAUGUCCGCCACAGGGCCCCCUCCUCCACCGCUGCCAGCUACGAGUGGAGUGGGAACCCCGUCUUCCUCCAUGAAGUCCCCCCAGGUGAUGGGCCCCUCCUCUUUGGGCCUGCGCUCCCCCACCGGCUCCCCCGGCCGUCUGAAAUCACCAGCCAUGCCCGUGGCCUCCCCCGCUUGGGUGGCCUCCCCCAAGACGACGAUGCCCAGCCCAGGGGGGCCGCCCAGUGGCAAGGGCAUUGGAAAUGGAGGGAGCAGCUCGACCGAAACCGGGCCUUCCCUCCCUCCCAGAAGCACCAGUUCCACCCCCAUCAGUCAGCCCGGCUCCAUGAAUCCCAGCAUGCCGUUCACCUCUUCCCCUGAUGGGGUGCCCACUUCCCAAAAUCCCCUGUCCCUCAUGUCCCAGAUGUCUAAGUAUGCGAUGCCCAGCUCCACGCCACUUUACCAUGACGCCAUCAAGACCAUCGCCACCUCCGAUGACGAGAUGCUUCCGGAUCGCCCCCUAAUGCCUGGCGUCAACAUGACAGGAAACAUGGGAAGCCACCAGUCCUCCCAGAUGAUGCUCGCCUCCCAGAGCUCCAUGGGCCCCUCCAGUGGAGCCCAGAGUCCCAUGGGAAUGGUCCUGCAGGGACAGCCCCCACUGUCCCACGAACCCCCCGGGCCGCUGCUUCACUCGCCGGGCGCCAUGGGCAUGCCUGGCAUGACCCCGGGCAUGAUGGGGGGCCCCCCAGAUGGGAUGGAGCCCUGCAGCGUCUCACCAAUGCUCCAGCAGAACCUCAUGGGGGGCUUCUCCCGCAUGCAGCCGCCCCCCCAGGGGCCACUGCACUCCCCCGGGCCCGGCAUGCCUCAGCAGUACCCUCAGCCACCAGACGAGGUGCUUCCCCACCACCAGCUGCAGCUACUGGGAAAGGGGCUGCCCCAGCAGAGGCCCCCGCACCCCGUGGAUGCCUUCCACCCCGUGCCAGCGGGGGACAGCCCCGACCUGAGCGACGUCAUCCGGCCGACUCCCACAGGGAUCCCCGAGUUCGACCUGUCGCGCAUAAUCCCGGCCGACAAGCCCAGCAGCACCCUGCAGUACUUCCCCAAGAGCGAGGCCCAGUCACACCAGGGGCCAGUCCCGGGCCCCCAGCUCCUGAAGCCGCACCCCCCGGGCGGCCCUGCGUUGGCCGGCGCCCCCUCGUCCAACCCCCACAUCGCCAGCCUGCAGAAUAUGAUGGCAGAGCAGCAACUGCAGCCGCCCCACCCGUCACACCCAGCCAUGCGCAUGGGCAUGGGCAUGCCCCCCGGUGGGCCGCGGGGCCUGGCGCCAGGGCCGGGCAUGGGCCCUGCCUGUCAUCCUGGGCACGGCAUGGGCAGGACAGCCAUGAUGCCCCAGCCACAACAGCACCAUCACCACCAUCAGCAGCAGGCCAUGAUGGCCGACAGCAUCCUGCACCAAGCGCCACAUCCCCACCCUGGCGUGAUGUCGCCCCAGCAGCAUCAGCAGAGCCUCAUGAUGAUGCAGGCCAAGCAGCGAGCCUUGUCCGUCCCCGGAGACCCUUAUGGACCCCAGGGGCUGCUGAUGUCCCCCCAGGGCCCCGUGAUGAUGGGGCCCCAGCCCCUGAGACAGCGCGGCAUGUCCCUGGACAGUCCCUUGGGCUACGGGCACGGUGGCAUGGCCAACAUGCCCUUCUGAAUCACCUCCCCCAAUCUGUAAAAACUGCUCUCUAUUAUGUCCUUAUGGUAUUAUCAAUGUUACUAUGGCAACUUGUGUCAUUAGUAUUGCUGUCCUUAAAUGCUCUUUUAAUUUGGAUAAAAACUGAAAAAAAAUGGUUCAUCUUAAAUGGGUCAUCUUAAAAAAAAAAAAAAAAGUUUAAAAAAGAAAAAAAAUUUGUAAUAUCGAAGAUUGCCUUUGACAUGGUACUAAACAAUAAAUCAGAUCAUUGUGAAGCCAUUUUUAUACCUGUAAAAUAUGUACAUUUCACAGAUCAGUAAAUUUGGUGGGGAAGCUAGUUAGGAGAGGGCUGCAGAUAGUAAUUUUUAUCUAUUUUCACUUUAUUUGGAUUUUUUCCUCUGGCUACCAAACUGUUGUGAAUGAGAAUACAUAAAUAUAUAUAUCGGUGCUGUAUAUAUGAUGCAAUUUGUGGUUGUUUGCAACUGUUCUGUAUAACUGUGUUUUAAUAGAAGCCUAAAAAUCUGGGGAGGGGGGAGAAAAGGCUGUUAAAGCAGUUUUUGUCCUCUGC
Molecule: messenger RNA, 5933 nt
Organism: Paramormyrops kingsleyae
Lineage: Eukaryota; Metazoa; Chordata; Actinopteri; Osteoglossiformes; Mormyridae
Gene: bcl9l
Product: bcl9 like
Biological process (GO): canonical Wnt signaling pathway; positive regulation of transcription by RNA polymerase II; negative regulation of transforming growth factor beta receptor signaling pathway
Cellular component (GO): beta-catenin-TCF complex
Molecular function (GO): transcription coactivator activity; beta-catenin binding
Source: RefSeq, a predicted model, not a curated record